GCUGCAGAGACUGUGGGACCAGGAGGUGUGUCUGGUGGGCCUGGAGAAAGCGUCUCUGACACGCGUCCUGUUUCGUUUCCAGAGGAGUCGCGUGCUGGCGAUCGUCGGCCUGUCGGUGUUCUUCAUGUUGGCUCUGUUCUGUGGUUCAGGCGUCCUGGUCCACGAGAUCCUCACCCACGUCCUCAGGCCGGAGUCGUCCUCGGUGGGGGUGGGGCUGGGGCUGUGCUUUGCGAUGCUGGUGGUGGACUUCUUCAGGAGCGGCUGUCUCGCUCUGGUCUGGGCCCUAAACCUGAGGACGGGGAUCAGGCUGAAGACAGGUUUCUGCAUGCUGGGCUUCCACAAGAUCAUUUCUCUGAGGACGCACCGUGGACUCUCUGUGGGACAGAUGGUGAAUGUUUUGACCAGCGACAGUUACCGUGUGUACGAGGCCGUCCUCUUCGGUCCCUUCCUGCUGCCCUUCCCCGUCCUCCUCACCGUCUGUGCUGUCUACUCCUGCUACAUCCUGGACCACACCGUCCUCAUUGGCUUCUUCAUCCUGAUCCUCUUCGUCGUCCUCCAGCUGGUGUCUGCGAGGCUCAUCAAUCACUUCCAGAAAAAGGCGGUGGAGAUCACGGACAGCCGAGUCCGCAUCAUCAAUGAGAUCCUCACCUGCAUCAAACUCAUCAAAAUGUAUGUCUGGGAGAAGUCCUUCUACGACAAGGUCACAG
Messenger RNA from Plectropomus leopardus (leopard coralgrouper), 707 nucleotides. Lineage: Eukaryota; Metazoa; Chordata; Actinopteri; Perciformes; Serranidae. The record is from RefSeq and is a predicted model, not a curated record.